This is a messenger RNA of Bathycoccus prasinos, 1866 nucleotides long. RefSeq lists its product with no specific name. The transcript has a single exon. NCBI's taxonomy places the organism in Eukaryota, Viridiplantae, Chlorophyta, Mamiellophyceae, Mamiellales, Bathycoccaceae. Bases 1 to 1866 code for a protein of 621 amino acids. Gene Ontology annotation, biological process: rRNA processing. Gene Ontology annotation, cellular component: preribosome, large subunit precursor; preribosome, small subunit precursor; nucleus. The record is from RefSeq and is a predicted model, not a curated record.
AUGAAGAACACGAAGUUUGCGAAAGCGUUGGUCUCCUCCGACCGACACACGCGCGAUAAAACCUUCGAACGAUUGAGGAAGUGGCUGUGCUCUCAGAAAUCGCUGGACCAUCUGUCCACGAAGAAAGUGUGGAAGGCUUUGUUUUACGCCAUGUGGCACUCGGACGGGAGAGAGGUGCAAAGAGAAUUGGCGACGUCCAUCGCGUCCGUGAUGCACUCGUUGAAACCACAGAUGGCUAUUUUAUACGCUUCGGUGUUCUUUUGGACGAUGCGAAACGAGUGGGCCGGCAUCGAUAAACACCGGUUGGACAAGUAUUGCGUGCUGGCGAGGCAGAUGCAGAAGCACGUGUUUCAGUAUAUGCAACGGAGAGAUUGGGAAACAAACGUGAGUCAGAACGUGGCGAAUAGGGUGUACAGAGAUGCUUUGUUUGGGGAAGAUGAUCAUAUCACCGCGAUCGAUGUGGGGAUUAAGUUACACGUGGCGGAGGCGUUCGGCGAGGAGAUUCGAAGGUUCGACUUGAAGGAGAAUGAUGAAAAGAAGAAAAACAAGAGCAAGAAUGGCAAGCGCAGUAGCGAUGGAGAGAGUGAUUCGGAUGACGACGAUGAUAAAGAAAACGUGGACGUCACCGAUGAUGAGGACGAUUUCGACGCCGGGGAGGCGCCUCCGCAGGAAAUUAUCAAAAUGCUUCUCGUCGCGUUCAUGCACGGCAUGCGACAUGAAACAUCGUUUAGCUUCCUCAAACGGUGCGCGAGCGAUGUGUUUGACAUGUUUUGUCCGACGAACGUGGAUACACGAAACGCGCCGAGGAACAAAAAUGGGUGGGUGUUGAACGCGACGCAUAUUAAAGACUUGGCGAGGGUGGCGAUUGAGCUCGGCGCUGGGAACGGUUGUCCAGAGACGUCCCGAGAAGCGCUGUACGAGUUACACACGGACUUAAAGAAAGCAACUGCGGUGGCAGAGAAAGCGCCGUCGAUUGAGUUGAAGAAGGAUCAAAAGUUGACGAUUAAAGUGGCGAAAAGAAUCAUGAGCGAGGAGAAAUCUUCGUCAUCGAGUUCGUCAUUGUCGUCGGAGGAAGAAGAUAAAGAGGAAAAAGCCACCACUAGCAGUAACAAGAAAAAGAAGAAGAAGAAACGCGCAGAGAUUCGCGUCAUUGACGAUGAAGACGAGGAAGAGCAACCGGAGAAGAAGAAACAAAAGAAGAACAAAAAGAAAGCUGAAAAAAUAUUCGAGGAAAACCCGUUCGAGAAGGCGCAGCAAGAAAAACACGCGUUGGCAGUAAAAGUAGCACCGGCAGCAGUAACAACAACAGAGGAAGAUGCUGCUGAUGACGACGAGAAGCAUCCGCCGAUGAAUGGUCACGUCAUCUCCGCUCGACGCGCGUUGAACUUCAAACCGAAGAAGUACCAAGAUAAAGGAAACAACGAUUCCCCUUCUUCCUCGCCGUCCGCCUCGCCGUCAAAAAGACUAUCGUGGAACCUCAAAGGCAUCACCCGGUCCUUCCCGUCCGGCGCUAUCGAUACUUCCAGAGGUGUCCAAAACAUUAAGAUGUCCACACCAACGAAAGGAUUACUCAAGCCAAUCCACGCGAUCGGUAAAGGCUCGCCCUCGGCGUUUGUCAAAUCGAAAUACUUCCCCGGCCCGCCGGCUUCGGCGCCCAUGCAACGAAGAGCCCAGUCCAUGUACUCCGCACACGACGAAGACAGCGACGACGACCAACGAGAAGACCACAUGAUUCUUGGCAUUAAGAAGAAUACCGAGAAACAUCAAAAUCACUCGGGAACAACCGCCGUCGGGGAGAAGAAGAAAAAGAAAAAGAAGAACAAAAACAAGAACAAAAAGAAUAGCAACAGAAGGAUGACGAUGUGA